Adineta steineri is the source of this 5112-nucleotide messenger RNA. The record is from the annotation of a GenBank genome assembly. Lineage: Eukaryota; Metazoa; Rotifera; Eurotatoria; Adinetida; Adinetidae.
AUGGAUGGCCAUUCGAAACGAUCACGUCAUAAUAAACCUUCUAAACAGUCUCGAAAGACUCGUCCAAAUCCUCUUCGUCCGAUAAUAUCUGGUGAAUUAUCUACACAAUUUCCACAUCAAUCUGAUACAUUAACAAUACGAUCAUCAGGUAGUGGUGAUCUUGAUCGAUUAAAUGAUAUUAUUGAUGAUAUAACAUCGGAAGGUGAUGAUGUACGUGUUGCACCAUCUUCAUCAUCAUCAAAAUAUUCACAAAAAAUUCCAUCGAAUUUAGUUGAACCAAAUUCGCCUCCGCGGAAUGAUAAUCAUUCUUCACUUUAUACAUUACCACCGUCAAGUGGUUUUAAUCGAGAUCGAUUACCAUCAACAACAACAGCAACAUUAAAUCGAUCAGGACGUACAAAGAAGUCUUCAAUUCGCGAUAGAAAAAUUAGUCAAUUUGGAGAUAAAAAAACAUUUUCUCCAAGUCGUACAAAUAGUUUUGAUGAUAGAAUUGAUACAACUAGUCGACGAAAAUCAAUUGGUGAUGUACGUCGACAACAAUUAACUGAAGUUAUGGAAUAUUAUCGAGAUUGUCUUGAAUCAGCUCAAAAUUCCAAUGCAGUAGGUAUGAAUGAUGAUCCAACAAAUAAUGAAAAACGAAAACAAUAUACAACAACACUUUGGUAUGAAUUAAAAAGAUAUUUUAAUGGAAUAAAUCCAUCCGAUGAAAAUGGAAUUGAAUUAGAACAACGUUCUAUUGAACAUCAACGAAAACAAUAUCUUGAUGAAUUCUAUUAUCAAUUUAGUCAAUGUAAUUUUGAACAAUCACAUUGUCAUUGUGAUGAUACACCUAUUCAACGUCGACAUUUAAGUGAUAUUCAUUUAAAUUAUUGUUAUGAAACUGAUAAAACAAUAGAAAAUUUAUUUAUAAAAUGGGAUCAAAUUUUAUCAUUAUUUCCAUCUUAUGCGGCAUUAGAACAAUAUGAUAAACGUUUUGAUUCACGUACAAAAGAAGGACGAAUGUUUUAUGAAAGAUUAUCUGUCUUUCAAGCAUGGUUUAAUUUAAAUUCCGAAAUAAAUCGUUUAAUUUCUGUACUUGGACGUAUUAUGGGAUGCACACAAUCUCAUUCAUGGCCACAUGUAUCAUGUUCAUCAAUACCUAAACUUAAUGAUAAUGCAACAAUAAAUGCAUCACGUCCACCAACACCUUCAUCAACAUCAAGUAAUGAACAAAAAGAUACAUUAGUUGGUUCACCAUCAAGUUCAUUUUCGUAUUUACUUACACAAACACCAUUAAAACAACAAUUUUCUAGUAUAUCAAAUUCUUCACGUAUGUCAACAUCAUCAUCUUUUUCAACAACACCAGAUAUAACUACUAAACGACAACAUACAAUGACUUCAAUGCCUAGUAUGGAUAAUAUCCAUCAAUUAUUAACAUCAACAUCACCAUUAACAGAAUAUUAUUAUAGAUAUAUUGAUGAUCAAUUAACUCAUGCUCGACUUGAAUUAAUAGCAAGUAUAUUUCGUUCGAAACAUGGUCCAUUAUUACAACGUUUACGAUAUAUAUUUCGAAAAGAACAAGCAACAGGUGGAAAUCUUUCAACAACAUCAUUUGAUUCUUUUUAUAAAAAUCAUCCAUUAUUACCAGCUAAUAUGAUCACAACUGAUUAUUUAGUUGAUGCGAAACCGGAUAAAUUAGUUGAUGAAUUUUUAAUAUUAAAUAAACAAUUACAACAAUUAAAAAAUCCAAAUCUUGCAAAUAAAAAGAAAAAAAAGACAAGAGAAACAUAUCCUGAUCAAGUUACAAAUAUUCUUAAUCGUUUUGAUCAAAAUCCAACAUUAACAUCAAGUACAUUUCCACCCGCAUCUGCUCCAACAUUAGUUCUAAAAAUUUUAUCACAUGAUCGAAGUAUAAUUAAACGACAAUCCUAUUUUCUUGAUUAUCUUGAUCCAACAUUAUUUCCACAUUUACCUGGUUCAACUUUAUUUCCUGAUCCAUGUAUAUUUCUUGAUAAUCAAUCAUUUAAUUCAUUAUCACAAUUAACACCAGAAGAAAGCAUGUUAAUUGCUAAAAUGUUAGCUAUAUGUUAUCGUCUCUAUGAUAAACAUGUUUGGACUGAUAGUGGAAGAUUUUCUGAUAUGUUUGAAUUAUUUCAUUUACCAUCACUUUAUCCACAAUAUGUUUUCCUUGUUCAAAUUCCAUUAGAUUUAAUGCUUGCUUGGCAAAAAUAUCAUCAAGAUAGAAAAAUGGAUCAUACAUCAACUACAGGUGCUCUACUCUUAUUAAUUGAUGAAUGCAAAAUCUUAAUUCAUAGUGCUACAUUGAUUCGUCAAUACAUCAAAGUAAUGAUUACCGAUGUCUUCGAACAAUCUGAAGUAAGAUUAAUCGAAGAUGAAUUAACACAAUUUGAUAAAAAUAUUAUUGAUACAUUACAUGAAAUGAUAACUUACAUUGAACGUUAUAUAGAAAUAUCAUUACGUUCAAAUUUAUUUCAUAAUUGUAUUAUUUUACUUAAAGAACAAUGGAAAUCAUUAAAAACAUACUCAACAAUGAUGAAUAUUGAAGAAUAUCUUGGUGAAAAAUUUUUAAAUAUGUAUUCAAGUAUAAUAAAUCAUUUUCAUGAUUAUAUUGAUGUAUUUCAUUCAACAACAUCAACAUCAGAUACAAUUAAAAUUGAACAUAUUAAAAAGAAAAUGCAUAAAAAAUAUCAAAAAAAAUUAACUAUGGAUAUUUUACGUGAAGCAAAAGCUAUUUAUGAUGAUUGUGCAUUAACAAUUAAUAUUUAUUUACAAAAAUCUGUUUGUCGAAGAUUUUUACUUAUACUUAAAACAGCUGGAUUUGAAAGAAUUAAAUUUGCUAAAGAAGAUCAUCAUAAACAAAUUAAAACUAAUAAAGAUGCAUCACGAACAUCUCAAUGUCUUCUCUUUGCGCCUGCUGAAUAUUUUGAAGAUAAUACAACAAAAAUUCAAUUAACUCGAACAUUAUCGUCAUCUUUUCGGAUAAAUACAAAUAGUAAUACGUCAAAUGAAACAACUGACGAACCAAAUUCACAAGCACAACAACAAUCACCAACUUCGUUUCAACAACCAGCGAAUGCAUCAACUGAAAUAUCACCGACACCAUUAGUUUAUGUACUUUGUGUUCCAAUAUCAACUGAACUUGAAUGUGAAUGGCGUGGUGUCACCCAUACAAUAUCAACAAAUAAAGUAUCAACAUCAGUUUUACCAUUAAAUACAAAUUGGAAAACGACAACAAUAUUUUUAUUAACACAACAAACAAAUAAUCUUGAUAAAUUUGAAGAUUCAUUUAAAGAACGUUUAUCAAAAACAAAUGUUCAACAAAAUGAUUUAUAUAAUUUCGAUACAAAAUCCGGACAAACAUUACAAAAACGUUCAUGUUUUGAAAAAGUUGAUCGUGCUAUGAGUGAUUUAGCUCAUGCAAUAUUAAGUUUAAGUAAUUGUAUUGCAAAUAAUGUUGAACAAUUUGAAAAUAUUAUUGAGAAAAUGCUUGUUAAUCAAAACUCUUCUACAAAUGAUACAGAACGACCAGAGAAAAUUAAUAUUCGAACCUAUGUCCAUACUGAAGAACGUGCAUUUGCAUUUGCUAUGGAUAUUAUACGAGAAACAAGUUAUUAUACAACACAAUUAGAAAAUAAUACAUUAAAAAAUCAAGCUGAACGACAAUUAUCAUUUGCUAAUAGUUGGUUAAAUUUUGUUCGAAAGAAAAAAUCGACUACAAAUACAUUAAAAUAUCCAACAACAUUACCAAUGUGGUUAUUACCUGGUAUACAUUUUCUUCGACAUAUAUGUUCAUUACAAUUUACAAAUCAUAUCGAUGAUGAAAUCUUCGAAAAAUUUUAUGAAAAUAUGCAACAAACUAUUUAUUACUUACAUAAUCCAAAUAAUAAUAAUGGACAAAAACAAAUUAAUAUUCGUUCAAAAAAAGUAUUCAAACCAUAUCAAAAUUUGUCCGCAACAAAACAUGGUUAUGAUCAAAAAAAACGAAAAAAUCUUCGCUUAACCAGAAUUCAACAACUUGAACGUAUGGAUAAAAUUAUUGAUCGACGACGUUAUAAAGAUGAUCUUAUUGGAAAAAUUAAACAACAUGAAAAACAAAUUCCAAUGCCAUCAAUAUCAAAACGAAUGGAACAAGAUUUAGCAUAUUUAAAAAUACGACAUUUUCAUAAAUUAAAUCUUCUUUCACGUGGACAAUUUGCGACAACAUAUAAAUGUACGGUUGAACCAAAUGAAGUUCUUUGUUAUAAACAAUAUAAAAUUCAACAUAAUGAUGCAGCAGCUAUUUCGAAAGUUCUCGAACAAUUAGUACCACUUAUGCAUAUAAAUCAUGAAAAUUUAAUUAAAUAUCGUGGCAUAGCUCUUGAAUAUGAUCAUAUCUUAUUCUUUAUGGAAUAUUGUAGUCAUGGUACAAUAGCACAACUAUUACUCGGUACAUCUCCAUCAUUAUCAUCAUCAACAUCAUCAGCAACUCAUAAAGAUGGACGUCGUCCAUCAACAUCACUUGUAUGUUCAUUAAAUGAUACAUCAUCUGUUGAUAAAGGUAUUAUACAAACAACAGCAGGUUUUGCUUUUUUUGAAGAAUCUCUUGUUCAACGUUAUUUACGACAAUUAUUAUCAGCAUUAUCAUGUUUACAUGAAAAAGAAAUAAUACAUCGUGAUAUACGUAAUGUUAAUAUAUUUUUAAAAGAUUCAACUAAACAAUCAAUAAAAUUAGGUGAUGUUAAUUUUGUUUAUGAUUUUAAAUUUAUGAAAAAACAAUCAUCACUACUCGACAUGGAAGUUAUUGCAAAUAUACGCGAAUCAAUUGUUUUUUAUGCACCGGAAACUAUAACACAAAAUGAAACAACAAUUAAAUCUGAUAUAUGGUCAUUAGGUUGUACACUUGUUCAUAUGUUAACAGGUCGUAUACCAUGGAGUAAUCCAUCAACAGCUUCGAGUGCUUACUACUGGAAAGUUAUUAAUUGGGUUGCUAAUGGUGUACAACCAACAAUUCCAACUGAUUUAAGUUUAUCACUAGAAUGUAUUAAUUUUCUUGAGCAAUGCUUUCGACAUGAUCCUAAUUUACGACCAUCAUCCGCUGAACUACUUGAACAUCCAUUUGUUCGAGAAUAUUAA